ACGGCGCCGAGGGCUCUCGCCCAGGGGCCUCGCGGAAGCGUUUGGAUUGGGGGAAAGCGGGGCGGUGGGGCAAGAUGGCGGCGCACCUGUCCUACGGGCGAGUGAACCUGAACGUGCUGCGCGAGGCGGUGCGUCGGGAGCUGCGCGAAUUCCUGGACAAGUGCGCGGGCAGCAAGGCAAUAGUUUGGGAUGAGUACCUCACAGGACCAUUUGGCCUGAUUGCACAGUAUUCACUACUGAAGGAACAUGAAGUGGAAAAAAUGUUCACUCUUAAAGGAAGUCGUUUGCCAGCAGCUGAUGUCAAGAAUAUUAUUUUUUUUGUCAGACCCAGGCUAGAAUUGAUGGAUAUAAUUGCUGAAAAUGUGCUCAGUGAAGACAGACGUGGCCCAGUGAGAGAUUUCCACAUUUUGUUUGUGCCACGACGUAGCUUGUUGUGUGAACAGCGCUUGAAGGACCUGGGUGUUUUGGGCUCCUUCAUUCACAGGGAGGAGUAUAGCCUGGAUCUCAUUCCCUUCGAUGGGGAUCUCUUAUCCAUGGAAUCAGAGGGUGCCUUCAAAGAGUGCUACCUGGACAGCGACCAGACCAGCCUCUACCACGCAGCCAAGGGGCUGAUGACCCUGCAGGCUCUGUAUGGGACGAUCCCCCAGAUCUUUGGAAAAGGAGAGUGUGCCCGGCAAGUGGCCAAUAUGAUGAUCAGGAUGAAGAGAGAGUUUACAGGCAGCCAGAAUUCCAUAUUCCCUGUUUUCGAUAAUCUCUUGUUGCUCGAUCGGAACGUGGAUUUGUUAACACCCCUUGCCACGCAGCUUACAUACGAAGGACUCAUUGAUGAAAUUUAUGGCAUUCAGAACAGUUAUGUGAAGUUACCUCCAGAGAAGUUUGCACCCAAGAAACAGGGCGAUGGGGGUAAGGAUCUUCCCACGGAGGCCAAGAAGCUGCAGCUGAACUCGGCAGAGGAGCUGUACGCCGAGAUCAGAGACAAGAACUUCAACGCGGUGGGCUCCGUGCUCAGCAAGAAAGCCAAGGUGAUCUCCGCAGCGUUUGAGGAAAGGCACAACGCCAAGACGGUGGGGGAGAUCAAGCAGUUCGUCUCCCAGCUGCCCCACAUGCAGGCUGCGAGGGGCUCGCUGGCAAACCACACGUCGAUCGCAGAGCUAAUCAAAGAUGUCACUACUUCUGAAGACUUCUUUGAUAAGUUGACAGUGGAGCAGGAGUUUAUGUCCGGGAUAGACACUGAUAAGGUCAACGGUUACAUUGAGGAUUGUAUUGCCCAAAAGCAUCCUCUGGUCAAGGUGUUAAGGCUCAUUUGCCUCCAGUCAGUGUGUAAUAGUGGACUGAAACAGAAAGUGUUGGAUUAUUACAAAAGAGAAAUUCUCCAGACAUACGGCUAUGAGCACAUCUUGACCUUACACAACCUGGAGAAGGCUGGCCUGCUGAGACCACAGACGGGGGGCAGAAACAAUUACCCAACGAUCCGGAAAACCUUACGCCUCUGGAUGGAUGACGUCAAUGAACAAAAUCCCACGGACAUAUCCUAUGUGUACAGCGGCUACGCCCCUCUCAGCGUGCGGCUGGCCCAGCUGCUGUCCCGGCCUGGCUGGCGGAGCAUCGAGGAAGUUCUCCGCAUCCUCCCAGGGCCCCACUUUGAAGAACGGCAGCCUUUGCCCACGGGACUGCAAAAGAAACGUCAACCGGGAGAAAACCGAGUCACCCUGAUAUUUUUCCUCGGGGGUGUGACCUUCGCUGAAGUCGCUGCUCUUCGCUUUCUCUCCCAGUUGGAAGAUGGGGGUACGGAAUAUGUCAUUGCCACCACUAAACUAAUGAACGGGGCCACCUGGAUAGAGUCUCUGAUGGAGAAACCUUUGUAGGCCUUUGAGAGAGGACAAAACAAGCGAACUGCAGAAUAAACUGCCCCUUUGGAGAAGUUGCUGGAGGGAAGUACAGCCCCACAGAGGAAUAACAAACAGGAACGCAGAACUGCCCUUGGGGUCAGCCUCUUGCAUUGUGCUGUUUUCUCCCCUCUGCUUCUCUUUUGUAUUCCUAACUUCUUGAUGAAGGAAGAACAGAAGAGACAACCUGGGUAAAGAAAUACCAGUUUUCAAUAUUCCAAGCUCAGGACCUUUGCUCGAGACCUCUGGAAAUAAUGAAGGAUGGUGGGGAUAGGUCAUCCACACAGCCGCACCGAUGGGGCCCAUUCUUCAAAUAAGGAAGCAAGGGCCAAGCAGGUAAAAAUGAAAAUAAAAGUAGGAAGUGCAACCCCUAACAAGUAGAGCCACGUUUCUUGAAGUCACGUGCCGAGGGCAGUGAUUAGGUGUUGGGGGCUAGAGCCAGUGUGACCACCGGGUGAGAUUUCUUCUUCCUGCAGAGCACGGCGCGUUAUAUUCAGUGCAUCAGCCUCUUUCUCACGUGAUCAGGAAGGCGGGUUUUGAUUCCUGUGCUUUUGAUUUCUUGCUUCUAUAAAACAAGAGGUUUAGGGGAGGUUUUUCCCCCAAAACCCAGUGUAUAAUCUGUCCAUUUAGCUACAUCUGUGUGGCUUCUCACCAAGGGCUUUGUACAAGGAGAAAGGUAAUACUUGGGGAGCAGCUUCCUGAUACUUUAACAAUCAAGGACACUUUCUUAGUGCACGUUAUUAACUCCAAGAUCUUUCCAUGGUAGACGCUUCCAUUGAGAUUUCAGUUGUCUUCCCUGCCCAUUGUGGGCCCAACACCCAGCUGGCCUUGCUCUGCGCAGUGGCGCCUUUGCUUCUUCAGCGUCUUGCAGCUCCGUCUCCCUCCUAAGCGCCACAUGGACCUUCCGUAGCAGUCUGUGGCCACUCACACUCAGCCUCUUGUGUUUGCUCUGCUUGAAAACACUCGGCUUCGUGCCAGUCCCUGGUCUGGUGACCUUGAACUCCUCUGACGCAGCUUGUGGGUGAUCUUGGAGUCCAGCGGCCACAGCUGCCACUCUUCCUGCAGGGGACUGCUAGGCCAUAGGACAGGGCUGGGGUGCAGGUGCUCCAUCCCAGUGUCUGGAGGAGUCAAGGCCAAACUGAUGGUUUCACAGCCUUGUCCAAGUCUCUGGCAAAAUGAGCUGGUCCCCUUCUUUACAGAGGGACCAAAAUGAGCGUUGUCCCUGCCUAGGUGUGGUUUCUAUUGUUAAUUAGUAAUCAUACGUGUUUUUCCUCACUUUUUUUUAUUAGUGGAAUUUUGUGAGGCACAUUGCAUGUUAAUGAAGUGAAAGAGAAAUUCUGUAUUUAAAAAAAAAACAAAAAACUCUAAGAAUGAGGGGUAGAAGAGGUAGUAUUUAAAAGAUUCACUUGUCCUGGGUUUAAUUUGGUCUUGGCAUUCAGUAUUUGGAAAUGGUCUUAAUGAAAAUGAUUCCUGUUUUAGGAAAUCCUUUCUCAGAACCUUGUUAUCCCAGGGAGAUUAGUUUAUCCCUUCCAGCCCCGGCAGUGGUUAACCUCGCUGCCUUAGCGAGCGAAAUGCACCUUCUCCCUCAGGUUUUUGGCUCAUGGGAUUCAAUUCAAGUCCGGUCAAGUCUCCUUGGCUGGGGUCUUUGUCCUAUGAACAGACACUCAGUUGUGUCUCAUGUGUCUACAUUUACUCGUGGCUCUCGACUUGCCUGCUCAGAGCAUAGUUAGGUCAGCUCCUAAAAACGCAUUCCACAGAAGACUUAAAGACAUCAAUUGCUUCAUUUGUAUGCAAAUAGAAAGUGGUGGAUAAUUAUAUAUUAUGCACCUUUGUGUCGGUUCAUUCAAUACUUGCAGCAGUCUUUGUCUCCGAGGAGUGCGCCUUACUGAGAAAGGGGAUGUGAAUGGUACGUUUAUUCCUGGAGAAGGCGGAUUGUUUACAUCAUGUCUGGACUUUUGUCUAGUUGGGUACAGUUCUGCUGCACCAGCAGCCCUCUAAAAAAGGAGUCUGUGUAGAUAAAGAAGCCUACAUAGGCACUGUUUUGUGUCUUACUAUACACUUUUGAAUA
This is a messenger RNA of Molossus molossus (Pallas's mastiff bat), 3954 nucleotides long. It is a transcript of the gene VPS33A, whose product is annotated as VPS33A core subunit of CORVET and HOPS complexes. Bases 75 to 1865 code for a protein of 596 amino acids. Gene Ontology annotation, cellular component: lysosome; CORVET complex. The record is from RefSeq and is a predicted model, not a curated record. Gene Ontology annotation, biological process: intracellular protein transport; vesicle-mediated transport. Lineage: Eukaryota; Metazoa; Chordata; Mammalia; Chiroptera; Molossidae. The transcript has 13 exons.